Molecule: messenger RNA, 246 nt
Organism: Racocetra fulgida
Lineage: Eukaryota; Fungi; Glomeromycota; Glomeromycetes; Diversisporales; Gigasporaceae
Source: the annotation of a GenBank genome assembly
AUGUGUGAAGAUUAUGCUAAUGUGGUUAAAACAGUCGAAUAUUCUUUAAUUAAAAUGUUAGCCCGAACAAGUAAAAAAAUCAAGCAUUUAAAUCUCACUCAAAUCUAUAAUUUUGAUGGAAUUUAUAAUAACUUUGAUGAAAUUUAUGGUAACAGUAACAGAAUAGAGAAAACAUUAGAAGAUUUUUUUUACGAAAACGCCACUAUUACUUCAUUAAAAAUUUCUGACAUGGUAUUUAAUCUUAAA